This is a messenger RNA of Bufo bufo (common toad), 3120 nucleotides long. RefSeq names its product unc-45 myosin chaperone A (gene UNC45A). Bases 97 to 2919 code for a protein of 940 amino acids. NCBI's taxonomy places the organism in Eukaryota, Metazoa, Chordata, Amphibia, Anura, Bufonidae. The transcript has 19 exons. The record is from RefSeq and is a predicted model, not a curated record. Gene Ontology annotation, molecular function: Hsp90 protein binding.
CUGGCGCGGAAUGUACCGGCCGCACUGAGGUGUAGGGCGGGUGCGGCAGCUGGGAAACAUCGCUGCUCCGGUUUAGGCCUUCGUGCACACCUGGAGAUGGGGGAGAGCAACCCGGACAAGAUGAAUUCUGAAAACCUCAGAGAAGACGGUAACAAGCACUUCAAAUCCGGAGAUUACGAAGCAGCGUUGUCGUGUUACACGAAAGCACUCAAGCUAUCCAGUGAUAAGAGAGACGCGGCCGUAUUACAUCGGAACCGCUCCGCCUGCUACCUGAAGCUGGAGGAUUAUGAAAAGGCAGAAGAAGAUGCCUCUAAAGCCAUUGGGGUGGAUGGAGGUGACGUGAAGGCCCUGUUCAGACGCAGCCAAGCCUUAGAGAAACUGGGCAAAUCAGACCUGGCAAUACUUGAUCUUCAGAGAUGUCUCAGUCUAGAACCGAAAAAUAAAGUGUUUCAGGACGCUGUGAGGAACCUAGGAGUGCGGGCGCAGGAGAAGGUUCGGCUCAUGUCCACUACAGACUCCCGGGUGGACCAGAUGUUUCAUAUUUUGCUUGAUCCUGAAGAGAAAGAUGUUGAAAAGCAGCAAAAGGCGGCACAAAAUUUAGUAGUUUUGGCUCGAGAAGAUGCUGGAGCAGAGAAGAUUUUUCAGAAUGAUGGGGUCCGUCUCCUGCAGCGGAUGCUAAACACCAAAAAAUCAGACAUGAUGUUGGCUGCUUUGAGGACACUGGUUGGACUCUGCACUGGUCAUCAGUCUCGAACAGUAUCAAUCCUCAAUGCUCUGGGUGUGGAGACGUUCUGCACAGUGAUGGCAGUGGACAAUGAGCCGGUCUCCCUUGCUGCUUGCAGUGUCCUGCAUGCUAUGUUUGAUGCUCUCAAAGAAGGCAUGACAAAAGAUAUUCGAGGGAAGGAAGGUGCAAUUGUUUUGGAUCCUUCCAAGGAACUGAAGUCAAUGAUUCAUCAUCUGCUGGAAAUGUUAACUCAACCAAGUGUCUCAUCACAUGGCAGAGAGAACUCCCUAAACCUUCUCAUCAAGGUAGUGCCUCGAAAGUCACUACGUGAUCCCAACAAUGGGAUGACAUUGUGGGUCAUAGACAAUGGUUUAAAGAAAAUCCUUGAAGUUGGAGGUUCAUUGGAAGAGAUUCCUGGAAGCCUGGCAGUUACAGAGACGACCAGGAUGAGCGCUUCUGUACUUUUGAACAAGCUUUUUGAUGACCUUAAAUGUGAUGCAGAACGAGAGAAUUUCCACAAGCUGUGUGAGGAUUAUGUUCGGAGCUUGUUUGAAAACCACGGUAUGGAUGGAAAGCUACGUGCCAUACAGACCGUCUCAUGUCUGUUGCAAGGACCUUUUGAUGCUGGAAAUCGAACCCUGGAACUUUCUGGCAUAAUGGACAGUGUCAUAUCUCUCUGCGCCUCAGAACGAGAAAUUGAUCAGCAGGUGGCAGUGGAAGCCCUCAUCCAUGCAGCUGGAAAAGCUAAGAGAGCCUCCUUCAUCACUGCCAAUGGUGUGACACUGCUAAAAGAUAUAUACAAGAAAAAUGAAAAUGAUGCUAUCCGGAUUCGAGCCUUGGUGGGUCUUUGUAAGUUGGGAUCAGCAGGAGGAACUGAUUUCAGCAUGAAACAGUUUGCGGAAGGCUCCACUCUUAAGCUAGCAAAACAGUGCCGGAAGUGGCUGUGCAAUGAAGGCAUUCAAGCCAGCACCCGACGUUGGGCUGUGGAAGGCUUGGCCUAUUUAACGUUUGAUGCAGAUGUAAAAGAGGAAUUUGUAGAAGAUAAAGCAGCUAUGGAAGCAAUGUUCAAACUAGCAAAGUCACAGGACAAGACUGUGAUUUUUGCAGUUGCAUCCACCCUUGUAAAUUGUACAAACAGCUAUGACCGGGAAGAAGUAGACCCACAAAUGUUAGAGUUGGCCAAGUAUGCCAAGCAGCAUAUUCCUGAGGAGCACCCUAAGGACAAGAAAGAGUUUGUUGAGACGCGUGUCCACAAGCUCCUGGUAGCAGGUGUGGUGUCUGCUCUAGCCUGCAUGGUGAAGAAUGAAAGCCCGGCAUUAACAGAUUCCUCAAGAGAACUCAUUUCACGGGUGUUCUUGGCUUUGGUGGAAAAAUCUGAAGACCGAGGAAAUGUUGUAGCUCAAGGAGGAGGGAAGGCGUUAAUACCGUUGGCUUUAGAAGGAACGGAAAUUGGAAAAACAAAGGCAGCACAAGCACUGGCUAAAAUAACAAUCACCUCUAACCCCGAAAUUGCGUUUCCAGGUGAAAGGAUUUACGAGGUUGUUCGCCCGCUGGUCAGCUUGCUUCACCUGAAAUGCACUGGUUUGCAGAAUUUUGAGUCACUGAUGGCAUUAACAAAUCUUGCAGGGAUCAGUGAGCAGCUGAGGAGUAAGAUCAUAAAGGAGAAGGCAGUGCCGAUGAUUGAGGGUUAUAUGUUUGAAGAGCAUGAAAUGAUUCGUGUCGCUGCUACUGAGUGUAUGUGCAACCUGGCCAUGAGCAAAGAGGUGCAAGAAUUGUUCAUGGUAGAGGGAUCCGAUCGACUGAAACUAUUAGUUCUGUACAGUGGUGAAGAUGAUGAGCGUCUACGCCGUGCUGCUGCUGGGACUAUUGCAUUGCUGACUUCUCUGGAGCCAAAAAUUUGCCAGAGGAUAACAGUAGUGACAGCCCACUGGUUAGAGAUUUUCCAGGCCCUACUCCUGAGUGAGAAUAUAGAACUCCAGCAUCGUGGAGCUUUCAUAGUCUUGAACAUGAUGAGUGCGAACAAGGAGUUGGCAGGGAAGUUGAUGGAGAGUGAAAUGUUUGAAAUCCUUACUGUUCUUGCAAAAAAUGAAGGGGAGGAAAAGAAACGUCCUGUGUUCCAAGCUGCACAAGAGUGUUUAAAUAAAGCGGUCGAGUAUGGACUCAUUAAACCCAACCUGACUACGGAGUCUGACUAAGGGCCCUCUGAGGUCCUCAAGACUCGCCAUUGAUUUACUCUCCUAUCAUUCCAUGCGGCUUGAAUGUUUCUGUUCACUGGUACAAAGCAGUGAUCUUGAAAAUGUUGAGGACUUGAACCCUAAAGUAUGUUAAAAUACUGCAUAACUUUUCAUUAUACAAAGAUUAAAGGGGUUGUCUGGUGGGAGAUUUUAUAUAUAUUA